CCAGGCUAACCGAUCCCCAGCCAGGGAUGUCGCGGGAGGAAAGAGAGAAGGGAUCUACUGACAGCACCUGCUGGAUGUCCAACAACACUUUUUGCUCCUACUGUUGAUGCCACCUUGUCCUUCCCAGCCAUGAUAAACAGCUGACACAGUCCCUCCAGAUCACCAGAAGCCAAUCAGAGAGUCCUCAAAGUUCUUGGGAUGCACAACAACAAGAGCACCAUCCAACUGGUCAUGGAUUAUGACAAUGGCACAUGGCCUGAGUACCCGCUGCACCUAUUUCCCGCACCUCUGCUCACUGGUAUCACCAUCACCUGCGUCCUCCUCUUUCUUAUUGGGAUCUUAGGCAACAUGAUGACCAUGCUGGUGGUUUCCAAGUUCCGGGAUAUGAGGACAACUACCAACCUGUACCUUUCCAGCAUGGCUUUCUCGGACCUGCUGAUUUUUCUCUGUAUGCCUCUGGAUCUCUUCCGCCUCUGGCAGUACCGGCCCUGGAACUUUGGGGAUCUUCUCUGCAAGCUGUUUCAGUUUGUCAGUGAAAGUUGUACCUAUGCCACUAUCCUCAACAUCACUGCCCUGAGUGUGGAGAGGUAUUUUGCUGUCUGCUUUCCACUCUGGGCCAAGGUGGUGAUCACCAAGGGCAAAGUCAAGCUGGUAAUUCUAGUGCUCUGGGCUGUGUCUUUUGUCAGUGCUGGCCCUAUCUUUGUCUUGGUUGGGGUUGAACAUGAGAAUGGGACCAAUCCGCUGGACACAAAUGAGUGUCGGACCACAGAGUAUGCAAUCCAGUCAGGGCUCCUGACCAUUAUGGUGUGGACAUCCAGCAUCUUCUUUUUUCUACCUGUCUUUUGCUUGACUGUGCUUUACAGCCUCAUUGUAAGGAAACUCUGGAGGAGGAAGAAAAAGGAUAUUGGACCAAAGACUUCCAUCAGGGACAAGUACAACAAGCAAACUGUCAAGAUGUUAGCUGUGGUGGUUUUUGCUUUCAUACUCUGCUGGUUGCCUUUCCACAUAGGGCGUUACCUGUUUUCCAAAUCCUUUGAAGCUGGAUCCUUGGAAAUAGCUGUCAUCAGCCAGUACUGCAACCUGGUAUCGUUUGUCCUCUUCUACCUGAGUGCUGCCAUCAACCCAAUCUUGUACAAUAUCAUGUCGAAGAAGUAUCGAAAGGCUGCUUACCGGCUCUUUGGAAUCAAGCCACCUAGGAGGAAAAGACUAUUGGUGACAAAGGAAGGAGAAUCCUGUGCCUGGACAGAGUCCAGUGUCACAGUGACCUGACAGUGCUGAUGGGACAUAAUUGUCACCUAAAGCCAUAACAAAAUGGAAAAGCUGUUUGGGUUCCAAGAAUGGCACGCUAUUGCUUUUCAUGAUUCAAAAUGGCUGCAAUUUUAAAAUGCAGAGAGAUAUAUAAGAAAAUGAGAAAAAAAGAGUAAAGUGAUGAGCAUAUUGGUGAAAGUGCCACAGCAAAAUGCCCUGCCAAUGAAUGUGGAAACUGGACGUUGCUGGAUGAAUGUGAUGAUCUGGCUUGCAUCACAAAGAUUUGGUUGGAUAAAGCAGGGUUACCGUCAGCUGUGCAAUGUCAGAUGGGACAUGGAGAUUGAGAAAGGCAGCAUUGCAAGGAUCUUUUGUGAUUCCAUGACACUAACCAGAGGUUCCACCCCCAAACUCUCCAGUUUUGAAGGUGGGUCCCCAGGGCAAAGCUUGGAAUCUCUUUGAUUACAGCAACAGAGGCAACUGUGGUUCAUCAUAUUUUCUGGGCCUUACAAAUCCCAUGAGUCCUAACCAACAUGGCCAAUGGGGAGGGAGGUGGCUCUUGCCUGGCACACUGCCCAACAGCCUCUGUAGUCACAGGGGAGUUGUUGGGGGGAAAAAGAAUCCACACCUGACACCAUCCUGAUGGUAGUGACUUCAUGACCUUGAAAACAACUAUAUGCCUGUGUCAAUUGAUACCUGGCUCCACACAUUCUGGAAGAGAUACCUGGGAUAUCGUUUUGUGUAUUGGAUGAGAUAGUGAGGAAUGUAUGGAGGAACUCUCUAUCAUUCAGUCAUCAUGGAUGUAUUACUAGACUCACUUGGACCCAGAGCCUCUGCAAGAGCAGGGAGAUUGAUUAAAAUAGCCUGCCCUAGGUGGCUGGUGGAUCUGGAUGGGUAUUGGUUGGCUCUUAGGAUUUUCUCAUCACAUUCACUGGCUGUUAAAGUCUUGAUUUAUCUCUGGAAUGGGACAAAUGAAAUUACCAGCUUGGCAGAUGAAGGGAAUGCUGUGGAUAUAGCAUAUCUUGAUUUCAGUAAGGCCGUUGACAAGAUUCCCUCUUGAU
Molecule: messenger RNA, 2306 nt
Organism: Sceloporus undulatus (fence lizard)
Lineage: Eukaryota; Metazoa; Chordata; Lepidosauria; Squamata; Phrynosomatidae
Product: growth hormone secretagogue receptor type 1-like
Exons: 3
Coding region: 199-1269 (356 amino acids)
Biological process (GO): G protein-coupled receptor signaling pathway; hormone-mediated signaling pathway
Cellular component (GO): plasma membrane
Molecular function (GO): growth hormone secretagogue receptor activity
Source: RefSeq, a predicted model, not a curated record